Lizanozyma spartinae is the source of this 189-nucleotide messenger RNA. RefSeq lists its product as uncharacterized. Lineage: Eukaryota; Fungi; Ascomycota; Pichiomycetes; Serinales; Debaryomycetaceae. The coding region runs from base 1 to 189 and encodes 62 amino acids. The transcript has 2 exons. The record is from RefSeq and is a predicted model, not a curated record.
AUGGUAGGGUGUGAAGAAGGGGGUUCAACUAAUUGGCAAGUGCCCGGUUCGUUAGUUAAAGUUGAAUUGGGAGAUGAAGUUGAAACUGGAGUAGUUGAAGUCGAUAAGGAGGAUGUGUAUGGAGUUAUUGAUGACGUUGAUAUUUCAUUACGAUUUUCUGUUAAACAGUCUUCAGUAUCUGAUACCUGA